CGAAGUGAAAACAACAUGAAACCGGUCGCUACUUUUAACUGCGCACGACUGAUAUUUAUGGUCGUUAUUUGUUUGACUUAUGGCGAGGUUCAAGGACAAUAUGGACAAGUUGCUGGCGCGUGGAAUAUUACCUACCAGAAUGGUGGCAACGAGCAACAGCUAACCAUUUCCAAUGACAUACAGUACGUAAAUUUAGUAAUACUCAAUGUGGACCUUACUACAGGAGCAGACUUUUAUUUCGAAGUGCACGCUAGCGACCCGAAAUUAGCGUCAAUCGAAAAACGCAUUGAACGAAGUGAGUUAACGGGUACGCCAGCUUCAUGGCAGGGCUCUGUGCCGGUACAAACGCGGCACUUUGGUUUUACAAGUAUUUAUGUGACACUAAACAGAAGUGACGGCGCUAGCGUGGAACGUUCUCCCGUCGACCUAACGCUUAUCAUAGCGCGCAGAGACCGUUUAGAUGAGAAAAUUUUCGCUUAUACCGCCUCGGCGCUCUUGUUGUUGAUGUUUCUGAAUUUGGGUGGCGUGUUGGAUUUGGAACGUUUGAAGGCGAUUCUGUUGCGACCGAUUGCUGUGACCAUCGGAUUUUGUACUAGUUAUAUUUUAAUGCCAGUACUGGCUAUUGCCAUCGGCUACUGUUUCCUGGCCAAACAUCAAGAGCUGCAUUUGGCGCUAUUUUUCACAGCACUGUCGCCCAGCGGCGGUUUGGCGAAUAUUUGUGCGAUUUUCCUCAAAGGUAAUGUUAAUCUCUCGAUUGCCACGACAACGAUCAACAGUCUUAUGUCGUUGGCGAUAUUUCCGCUGUGGAUACUUAUUCUGGUGCGAACAAUCUUCACAAACACCGAACUGGAUGUGCCGUUUUUGGAUCUUGCCGGCAGCGCUUUAGCAUUGGUCUGCGCCAUCGCUUUGGGUAUGCUGUCGCGCGUUUUCUUACCGAAGACGACAGCAUAUAUUUUCCGAUUCCUCAAACCGUUCUGUGCGUGCGUCAGUUUGGGUCUAAUUGCCAUGACGGUGGUCAUAAAUGCGUUUGCGUUCAAAGAACUAACCGGAAUGAUUUACUUAGCGGCUCUCUUCUUGCCCAUAUGUGGUUAUUUUCUCUCUUAUGGCAUUGCAAAGCUGUUACGCUGUUCCGCCGCAGACGCGCUAACAAUCUCCGUCGAGACGAGUGUCCUAAAUAUGACCGUGCCCAUUAUGUUGCUGCAACAUUGCUUCGACGAAGUGAGAGCCGACAUGACGCUUAUCGUGCCAAUUACGGCUGCUCUCAAUUCUUUGGCAAUGAUGAUUGUCAUUUAUACCGUACGUCGAAUAUUCGGUUGGAAUAAGAACCUUGAUGGUGAUGCUUUUGCUUCCAAAGUGGAGCUCAUAAGUUUCGACGAAAAUAUUAAAGAGGAAGUCAUUGUUUCGCAUAUAUCAUAUAAAAACGAGAAAAGCGCAUUAUAACAGUAAAAAAGUUAGACCAUAUAUUUUUUAGAAUCUUAUGAAAUCAAUUUACGCAUCGAAAUUUUUAUUUAUACAAACGAAGCUUGCAAUAACUUGUGAGUUCAAAAUUUGCGAUUGGAUUUCCGUUCUUUGUGAAGCAAUCGACUCACCCUAAUGAACGGCAAUUCAACGCAAAAAAUGUCGAGAGUUGUCUGAGUUGAAUCGACGUAAAAGAGGCCCAGACAGUUUGAGGCAAUAUUUAUAACAUUAAAUUAACAUAGAUACGAGUUAUUUAAUUAUAGCUGUUAAUUGGUAUAUAAUUUAAGUAUCGAUACUCGACCCCAUAACAGCAAAAUCAAUUUCAA
This is a messenger RNA of Bactrocera latifrons, 1784 nucleotides long. RefSeq names its product sodium/bile acid cotransporter 4. The coding region runs from base 16 to 1440 and encodes 474 amino acids. Gene Ontology annotation, cellular component: membrane. The transcript is spliced from 2 exons. The record is from RefSeq and is a predicted model, not a curated record. Lineage: Eukaryota; Metazoa; Arthropoda; Insecta; Diptera; Tephritidae.